This is a messenger RNA of Xiphias gladius (swordfish), 3774 nucleotides long. RefSeq names its product sorbin and SH3 domain containing 3 (gene sorbs3). Bases 283 to 2337 code for a protein of 684 amino acids. The transcript has 20 exons. The record is from RefSeq and is a predicted model, not a curated record. Gene Ontology annotation, molecular function: protein binding. NCBI's taxonomy places the organism in Eukaryota, Metazoa, Chordata, Actinopteri, Istiophoriformes, Xiphiidae.
GACACUCAGUCAAACAUUCAGACCCAUGCUGAAUCAUUCACCAAAGAUAAAAGACACUCUGUUGGCCUGAAAAAGGGAAAAAGGGAGGGAGGGAGAGCGAAGAAGAGCAGCAGUGGUUCCCUCCUUUUUCAUUCACUUCCUCUCUCCCUCUGCACUGAGGAGACCUCACUGCUCAGCCUGCACUCGCCUCAACUUGUGGCUGGCAAUCCCAAUGGCUCCCGGAUUAUCUUCUCCGGGCAGCCUGGAGUUUCUUCAGGGCAGCAGAUACUGACUUCUCCAGAGAUGACCCAUGAGGUGGUCAUCUCCCCUGGACUGCCUACUCCUCCUCUGAGCCCGUUUCGCUCUGCAAGGAUGCCAACUGGAGAGUUCAAGGUUUCAGAAGUGAAUGGAAGUAGCCCAACAACUCUCAGCUUUGGAUCAUACUAUGGCCCCUCACAAUCACAUGGUGGACUGGCCAAUGGUGUCCAGAGCUCUGCCACUUUACCACGCAGCUGGGCUCCCACCAGGGAGGAGAGGCUUAUCAAGUUCUCCGGCAUCGGUCCAGUGGAUGAAACUGGGAUGCCCAUUGCCUCCAGAUCCAGUGUGAACAAGCCCAGAGACUGGUACAAGAGCAUGUUCAGACAGAUUCACAAGAAGCCAGAGGAAUCUGAGCUGGAGGAUUCAGAGCGGUGGUCAGUCGAGCGGCUCCAGUUAUCUGCCAAGACAGAAGAAAGUAAUGACGCAGAAAAGAAUCUCUUCAGACUGACACCGUAUGGAGCGCUACCAGACUGGAGUGAGGAUGUAGAUAAGCUGUCAGACCCGGGAAAGCAGCACCCUCAACCGAAGAGCAUAUUCGACUUUGAGCCAGGAAGGAGCAACACUUUAGAAAGCCACAGCCAGACUCAUCUAUCCUCGAAAAAACAUCCUGAAAAACCAAAGUCCCCUUCAAUUGAGGCCAGUCUGGUCUCUGAGCUGAGUCGAUUUGAGGCUGAGCUGGACUCGGAGAUCCAGGGCCUGGAGAGGAGACUUUCCCAGAAGAAGCAGCGUCGAGGCCGGGGUGAGGAGGCCAGAGGCAGGGAACCAGUAACUACUCCAAAGACUGGAACUGCAAACUACAGCAAUUCAUCAGCAUCCAAGCAGCCCGUCCGUCACUCUGUUGGCACAUCAUUGUCUUCCGCCCCCACAUAUGUAGAACAUCUUUCCCCUGCAAAUGAAAUCAUGGAGCUCCCGCAUAAGAAAGAGGAGAAAAAGAUGAAAGCAGCGCGAGUCAAGUUCAGUUUCCAGGCUCAGUCACCCAAGGAGCUCACACUGCAGAAAGGCGACAUUGUUUACAUCCAUAGGCAGGUAGAUGCCAACUGGUUUGAAGGAGAACAUCAUGGAAGAGCUGGUAUUUUCCCCACAUCUUAUGUGGAGAUUCUGCCUCCUACAGAGAAGCCAACACCCAUAAAGUCUCCCACUCUGCAGGUGUUGGACUACGGAGAAGCUGUGGCUCUUUAUAACUUCAACGCUGACCUACCCGUUGAGCUGUCUUUUCGUAAAGGUGAGGUGAUCAGUGUAACCAGGCGCGUUGAUGAUAAGUGGUUGGAGGGGAGGAUCUCAGGGACCAGCCGGAGCGGCAUCUUCCCAGCAACAUAUGUCCAGGUCAACAAGAUGCCGCGCACCAAAUACUCCACGGACGACUAUUCACCAGGCCCUAUGUCUCCUGUCUCCCCUGGACCUCAGAGUCCAGGACGCCCACUCCACUCACCCUGUCCGCGGUCACCAUUGUCCCCUUUCACCCCCACUUCCCUCAGCCCCAAACCUGAGCACUCCCCCCUGAAGCCGUCUUCACCUGUACCUUAUGGUGGCUCAGCUUCACAGUCACGCUCCCCCACCCAGACACCUGCACAAAUGGCCAAUCAGUGGCCCCACAGCACCUCCAAAACUGCUUCUCCCACCAACCAGAACAGCCACUGGGCUGGGACACCCUCAGCUAACCAGAGCGCUACAGCUAGAGUUGUUUCACCUCCCAUACAGUCGUCAGCGUCUGCACACAGAGCAGGAGCUACCACAGCGAACACUCCCAGAUACACUGUCCCCUCACAGGGUGCAAUACCAAACCAGGCUGCUCCGUCUAAUCCGCAUGUCAGUGCCCAGCUACAACCACAAGUCCCAGACAAACCCGGGUCAAAAGUGGUGCGACACCAACCAUAUAAAGCUGUUUAUAACUACAAACCACAGAAUUCAGAUGAGUUGGAGCUCAGAGAAGGAGAUAUUGUACAAGUGAUGGAGAAAUGUGAUGAUGGCUGGUUUGUAGGUACGUCAGAACGGACUCAUGCUUUUGGGACUUUUCCCGGGAAUUACGUGGCACCAGUUUGACUCCCUCACUUCCUGCUUGCCCACAUCUGUCUGGACUCAUAAGAGCCCAACUAAUAACUCCAGCUCACUCCAGCAGAUCCUGCUUUGACACCCCAGCAUUCCUUCAUCCCGUUACCCACCACACUCCCAAACCUGGUUAAGUCAGACCUGCAUGUUCAUUUGGUUUCCCAGAACAGAGGUGAAGGCAGGGCCAUUGUGUGGUUUCUCACCUCCCUGCAUGAGUGUGUGCAUGUGUGUGUGUGUGUGUGUGUGUGUGUGUGUGUGUGUGUGUGUGUGUGUGUGUGUGUGUGUGUGUGUGUGCGCGUGUUGCAUUGAGACUUGGAGAGUGUUUUCACACACACCACUUGAGAGGAAAGACUGAAUGCUGAUGAUACUGUUUCAAAUGCGAUGAAUAGUCUUUUUUGUUCCACAACUAUUUGCAGCUGCAGGAAAUUUGCAUUCCUUCCCACUGUUCUUUCUGAGGUCCUGAUACAAUAUGAUGCUGCAUUCAGCUUUUUGUCACCACAGUGCCAUCACAAACCACUGCUUAGAAUUUUGAAUGAGGACGGCACAUUUUUCUAGCAAUGAUUAUUAAUGUUUCCUUCAAAUAUCUCCCCCAGAUUUUCUUUCAGAUCUCUGAAAAUACCCUGGGCAAGUUUGCAGAAACAACAUGAACAUCUGUAGAUUUGUGCUUAAUGUAAAGCAAAGUAAGUGCUCAGACAUGUCAAGAGAAAAGUAUAAUUAGUGCAUGUAGUGGUUUCAUAAGCAAGUUGUUCAUUAUAGAAUAUGUGGCUUUUUUUGAUGACAUUUGUCCUUCAUAAGCCAUGGAGUGGAUUGCCGAAGGUGACAGUAAAGUGGCAGGUCAUGUUCUUUGUUGUAAUGGAAGUUAUUUUGCUCUGGAAUGACAUUUUAAACCUCUGUAAGUCGUACAAGAUCAUCCUUGUUGAAUAGCCCUAAGUUAAAUCUAGACAAUGCCUCCACAGCAAAUGGUUGGAUGAUAUUUUGAAGUAUUUGAAGUAAUGCUGUAUGUGCCAAAUCUAACCUUUAAUAACAUUUCUUUUUUAAUUAUCCACUGAACAAUCCCAGCUCACUUGAUUUCUGCUAUCUUUGCUACUGCUGCUUUUACAAUGUUUUCUCUGCUUAGGGAGUUAACAUUCGCACUCUGAAAACAGUAUUCAGAAAAUCACUUAUGUUUUCGCCAGUGUCGUCCUCGAUGAGUGUGAUCUCUAAGCCUAAAUGGAAAUCCUCAUCAUGAAGUGAUUUUUGCCAUUUUAUAUGAUAACGUCAUGAUUUCACUGUAAAAAUAAACCAUACUUGGUAAACAAGAGAUGAUUGUACAGACUGUAACCUUUUAUCAAAUUGAAAGUAUAAUAUAUAUUUGCUUAUAAAACAAUGUAUCUGACAUGUAUGGUACGCACUUUUUUAAAAGCAAUUAGACAUUACAGAGUGAUACUGAAA